Paramecium sonneborni is the source of this 3305-nucleotide messenger RNA. The record is from the annotation of a GenBank genome assembly. Lineage: Eukaryota; Ciliophora; Oligohymenophorea; Peniculida; Parameciidae.
AUGACAAGUUUAAUUUUGGACUAAUCAUUUAAGUUAGUUCCAGACUAAAAUAUCGCAUUAGUUUUUGAUCAAGCCGUACAUCUUUGAUUUAUAUUUAGCUCAAUGUAAAUGAUGAUUAUUUGAGGUUAUAAAAAAUUACAGAGGGCAUAAAAUAUGUAACUUAAAAAUUACCAUAAGCAACAACAUUUUCAAGUUCAAAACUAUUGUUUUAAUGUAAAUUUGAUUUCAAUAAUUUCAUAGUAUUGUGUUUAUAUCCCUUUUAAAAAUCAAACAUAGAAUCAUUAAUUUCAGCAUUUUUCAAUUAUUUUUAGGAUUUUCGUUUUAUUAGUUGCUUCUUUUAAGCUGCAACAGAUAUUUCUCUACUUCAAGAAACAAGUACUUAAACUUUAAAGUAAAGAAUUACAAUGUUAUAACGGUUUAAUAAGUAUUUAUUAAUAAAAUGAUUUUAAGCAAACCAAAAGACAAUCAUGAUGGACAGUAAUUCAGUUAAGCUGUGAAUUAGGAAAUAGUUACAAUAAAAUUAUUCACCGUAAAUUACUUAAAGAAGUUUUUUGAGUUAGCUAAUAACUUGUAAUUAGACUUUUAACUUUAUUGUUUAAUGUUUAAAAAUUAUAUUUAAAAUUCAACAAAUCAAAAAUUACUAGAAAAAGUUAUGGAUUGCUUUCAGGAUUUAAGGUUUACAAUAUUUGCUUAAUGUGAAUGGGUGAAUUAAUUUAGCGAAGAAAUUAUUAUCUGUAACAUUUAAUUUAAAUAAAUAGUUUUUAAAAAUACUCCAAAAUUAUUUCCUUCAUACACUAAAUAUAAAAUAUUUAUAGUAGAAGAAGAUUCUGAUACAGAGAUCAUUUGUAAAACAUAAAUUAUAGAAACUUAACAAUAAAAUAAAAGAAGGUCUUAUGUUUCAUCUGAAUAAGAUGCUAGUUUAUAUUUAUAAAGUUUGUGUUGUAAAUAAGAUCUAGAUUAACCCCUACAACAUAAUUCAGUUUUCGAAGAAUUUGAGAAUAUUGACAUAUUAAUUUUAUUUGUCUUGGAUCCUAUUUAAAUUUCGUUAGCUUCCCUUUGGGUAAAUUAUUAUUGCUCAAAUUAGGGUGAAAAUUUUCCAAAAUUGCCUGACAUAAUUGAUAGUGACAAAAAUAUUUUUAAAUAAAGAUCAACUAAUAAUUUGAGUAAAUAUUAAGUUUACAGAUCUUUUAAAGCUUUAUAAAUACUAACAAAUACUGAAAAUUUUAAAAAUUUAUUGGGUUAAUAUUCAUAAAUUUUUUUGAAAAUAUGUAAAUAUCAUAAUUAAUAAUUAGUUUCUUUUAUUAAUAUCACUUUAUAUGAUGAAACAAAAAAUUUAAAUUUACAUCAUCUUGCAAUUUUGAUAAAAUUUUUAAUCAAUUUAUAACCUAAGUUUUGUAUAAAAUAACUUAUUGAAUAAAAAAUAUUCCCAAAAUUGUUAGAAUUGUCUUAUAAUUCUUCAAUAAAUUAGCUAUUGAUUGAAAUAAUUAAUUUUAAUGAAGAUAUUAUAAAAUUAGGAAUUUACUAUUUAGAAUAGUUAUGGUCCUAUUUACAUCAAAUAAACUUCUUGUAAUUACUUUCUAAUUAUUCAUUUGAUAUAUAACUAGUUGCAGAUUAUCCACUUCCUGAUUAAGCAGUAAUAUUAAUGACUAUGAAAGGCCUACAAUGAAAUAUUUUAAAUAAUUAAAGCAUUGUCUAUAUUUGAUCCAGAGAUACUAUAAAAAAAAUUGCUAAAAUAAGAAACUCAAGAUAUUUAAGAAAUCAAAGUCAUUGAUCCACUAAAUGAUUACGAUAAUUUAGUGACAUUUUAAAAUGAGAAAUAAGAAAAAUUGAAAAAAGCAGAAGAUGAUAUACUUAGAAGACAAUCCUCUAUUUCAAUAAACUAAAACAAGAGUAAAGUUCACUAAAUCUAAAAAAAAAAAUCAAAUAAUUUUUAUUUACCAAAAAUAUAAUCUACUACUUCAUGUUAAGAUAGUCAAAGUCUAGAUAAUAAAAUAAACUCUUCAAGUAUAAAAGCAUCUCCUUUAAUUAGAAGAAAUUAAAGUAAAAAAAAAAAUAAAACUGAACAAGAUAAUGAUUUAAAUUCAAAUGAUGGAUUUUCAAGUAGUAAACUUGUUUAAAUCUAUCCGACAACUAUGAUUUUUUUAUCUGAUUUUGAAAAAGAAAAAUCAUUUUUUAAUAAAACUAAUUUCUCAGAGAAUCAUUUAAGGAUGCUCAUUUUAUUAUUCGAUUAAUUAAUUGUUUAUGCUGAAUAACAAUAAGAAAUGUAGAAAAAAUUACCCAAAACUUCAAUUUUUAGUAUUAAUAAAUUUGCAGAUUUAAUAAUGACUGAAAAGAAUAUUUCGUCCUUUUUCAAAGUUUUUUUAUAUUCAAUUUUAGAAAUUCCACAUAAUUCUAAUUCAUUAUCUGUAGAAUGUGGAAUUUUAUUGAAUAAUCUUUACGUAAAAACAAAAACUAUUUAAAUCUUUGAAACUUAUUAGGAUUUAUUAAAAAACUAAUUUUAAUUAAUAAUUGAUUAUUUAGUUAAAUGUAUAGUUUAGUUAAAUUCGAUAAAAUCAAAGCAAGAUUCAUCGUCUUUUGCUUUUAAGUAGUAUAUUUUAAUUUCUUUAAUGACACAUGGAUUGCUAUUGUAUGACAGGUAACAUUAUAUGAUUAAGGUUGAUAAAAAUUUAAAAAGCGUUUUCAGAAAUUUAACAGAUACUAUGCUUCAUAUAAUUAUCAUAUGGUUUUCAGAUAGUUAGUAGAACACAAUUUAUUAAUAACUUUUCACUAAAUUUAUUACCAUCUAUUUCGCAGGAGCUCCAAUGCCAUAUUUAUCAAAUCUUAUUUUUAAAUUAGGAUUAGUUAGCUCUUUAUAUAAUGCAUAUAAAAAAUUUUAUUAAAAUGAAAUAAAGGACACAUCAUAUGUGGAAGGAGUUUUUUUUCAUAUUCUACUAAUAAAUUAUAUUAUAAGAAAUGCAAUAAAAGUGAGAAAUUUAAUUGAAUUAUAAAGUGCUUUAAUUAUAUUAGAUUCAUGGCAAUAGCUUGAACAAGCUCAACCUUUUGAAAAUCUUAAAGCUUUAAAAAAUGCAGAUUAAUUCAUAAAUAUAGAAUAACCUAAAUUGAUAGAAAAAAUUUAGCCUAGGAAAAAUGAAGAAAAGAACAAUAAAUUAUUUAAAACUAAAACAUAAAUAAGUCAAAAAGUAAAUUCCCUUAUGUCUUUUUAAAAGUAUCUAAAAAAUAUAUUUUUUAGAAAAACAAGCGAACCCAAUACUAAUCCAACAGUUUAAAUGGUUAGGCCAUAAUAAUCAUAGAGGAAACUUAUUUGA